CUCUCAGAAGCAGAAGUCUCUAAUCUAAUCAUAAUCUAGCAUAGCUUUAAUACUAUAACUAUAUCAGCUUUUAAUAUUUACCCUGAAAUUAGAUACCGGUAAUUUUAUUAGUUUUCGUACUUUUAUAUCUAGAUAAGUUACAUUUUGCAAAUUUACAUUAUUAGGCUAAGUAUUUGGCCAAGUUUUAGGUUAGGCUUAGGUAGCUUGCAAUUGUGUUGUUUUACAAAAAUAGGCUUCACUCAACCUCGUUGAUAUUUUUGAUAUGGAAAAUGACAUUUUGGAUGCAUUCAAAGACAUUGGGUAUGACAACAUAAAUUCUGAAAAACUUGAAAAUGCUGUUGCUGAGGGACCAAAGUCAGUUGAAUAUACUCGUUUGGUGGAAUGGUUAUCGAAGGAAUUAAAAUUACUUUGCAACCUGGAUGAACAUGUGAAUUCCAUUUCCAGCCCAGAUGAUUCAAGCUCGUUUCUCUUGGAAGUCAGUAGCUUUCUCAAGGAAUUAGGAUGCCAGUACGGUUUGUUGACAGAAGGCAAUGUAAAUCAGCGGCUGAUGUCGAGAGACCAGCGACUGCUCCUCCUGGAUUUCCUGCUAAGUGAAUUGGCGGCAGCUCGAAUCCUGGCUGUAGAUCGUCCUGAUACUAGAAACAACAUGGAGGUGACUCUUCAAGAGAGUUCAACGGCUGCAGACCUAAAAAAUCUCCUGAUUGCCCUUAAGUUUCCAAAACCUCCAGCUAACAUCACCUCAGAAGUGCUGUUUGGAAAAGUAGUAAACAAGACCAAAGAGGUGAUAAGCAAAGCACCGCCUGCCCUUGUUGCCAAGCCUCUGUUUACGGGUGUCCUGUCCGACAAGCAAUGGCAUCAGGUCAAAGACACGCAGACCGAACUACACAAAGAAUACAAGAUGCGAAGAGAAAUGUUGACAAAACGGCUAGAUGUCACCAUUCAAUCGUUUGGGUGGUCUGACCGACUGAAAAACCAACAAGACCGAAUUGUGACGGUAUAUGGAACAAAACGGAACACCAUGAAGGUAGAGCCCGACGUUGACUUGGCGGACAUGUUGGCUGCUCGUGAGGACCUCGCCAUCUUGGAAAAGACAUCAAAUGCCUCAGUCCGCAAACACACACAGUCCUCCAUCAACAAAGUGAUGAUUGGACGGGUUCCGGACAGAGGGGGUAGGCCGAGCGAACAACAACCACCUCCCCCUGAGAUGCCCAGCUGGCAACAGCGGCCAGGUGGUGGUGGUGGUGGUGGAGGAGGAGGGGGCAGAGGAGGAGGUGGAUUUCAAGGAGGCGGUGACCGAGGUGGAAGAGUUCAAGGAGGUUGGAAUCAAGGAGGUGGUGGCUAUCAGGGCGGCGGAUACCAGAACAGAGGAGGAAGAGGGGGAUAUAAUGACAAUAGGGGAGGUGGUUAUCAAGACAAUAGAGGGUACCGUGAUAAUAGAAGUGGUGGGUACCAAGACAGGGGUGGGCACCAAGACAAGGGAGGGUACCAAGACAGGGGAGGCUACCAAGAUAGAGGAGGGUACCAAGACAGGGGAGAGCGAGGCGGGGGGAGGGGUGGUAGAGGAGGGAGGAGAGGAUACUAACUCAUCCUUGCAUCACGAUAAUUGAACCUGCAAUCUCACCGACUGAUAUUCUUUUAAUUUAUUUUUUAGGUUUAUUUUUUGUUUACCUUUUGUCUUGCAAAACUUUUGUGAAUUGAAAUAAUAACAUGUAUACUGAAUAUGCUGGAAUGGUUGUUUUUACUAAGCAAUUUACCAUGUGAUUGAAUUUACUUUUGUAAUAGAACUUUAUUGUGAUUCUUUAAAAUGAUGUUCAACUGUU
This is a messenger RNA of Macrosteles quadrilineatus (aster leafhopper), 1820 nucleotides long. RefSeq names its product protein FAM98A. Gene Ontology annotation, cellular component: tRNA-splicing ligase complex. Lineage: Eukaryota; Metazoa; Arthropoda; Insecta; Hemiptera; Cicadellidae. Bases 263 to 1582 code for a protein of 439 amino acids. The transcript has 8 exons. The record is from RefSeq and is a predicted model, not a curated record.